AAGAUCUCAAUGCUGUCUUCUCAUAUCACAUCCAGCUCUCUACAUGGUUCAUCUUCAUUGAUCGGAACUCCACUUCAGCUUCAUGGCAGCAACAGCUCAUCACAAUCCAAAAGAAUUCAACUUUAUGUCGGGAAUCUGACCUGGGUACGAUUAUUCAAACCUUUCCAUUUAUAAAACCAAUUGUUCAAAGUGUCGUUUUAUUUAUCUAAAAAGUAAUUGUGCUGUAUAUCGAAUCAUUCCCAGAUAGUUCCCAAUUGUUUAUUUUUAUUUUAUCGACAUUAAUCAAAUUGUUAAGUCUGUGAUAUCAACCUAGCCACCAUGUUGUUAUGAUGGAGGGGCUAUGAUGUGUGAUAAAACUGUAUGAUGGCAUUCAAAAUUGAAAGAAGGGCAUCAUGAAUGUUGAUGUAUGUAUGUGUAUGUGAGAAGGCAUACCAAUUCAGGGACAUGAACGACCAUGCAUGUUGUACGCUGUGUAUCUGCACUUUUUUAAUAAUUUUUUUUUUUAUCAUCUAUUGAUCUAUCAUAAGUAGUCCAUCAAAACUUAUCAUUAGCCCCUAUCAAAACCUUUGACUGAAGGUUUUUGAGUUGUGUUGUAUUACGUUUCUCAGGAUGCGGUCCUCCAUAGAACUCCCCAGAAAAAUUCUUGUCAAUCAGUUUUGCGUAACUGAUGUGCCACAUCCAUCGCCCCAUGUUUUUUUUUUCUCCUUUGAUCUCUGAAAUCGUCAUCUCUGCCAAACGAUAUUUGAGUCGAAUGAAUUGUUAGUUUGGGGUGGGAUAUCGCUUGAUAUGACAAUCUCAGCCACGUAUUAUAACAACCGCUGGCGCCCAUGUGCAGGAACAUCUUUGAUGAUGACAAGAAAAAGAAACUGCACUCUGACAUACACUCACUACAAAUUGCGCGGCUGUGUAAAGGUGCCCGAUCAAAAUAUCUUUUAUUUGACCAAUACAAUUAUGUGGACCACAGAUGCCGACGUGGAGAAUGCAAUCAGCGCGAUUGGCGUCCAAGACCUGGUGGAGGUGCGAUUUCAUGAAAACCGAGCCAACGGCCAGUCGAAAGGCUUCUGCGUCAUCACCGUCGGUUCCGAGAUCAGCGCCCGUCAAUGCAUGGACAAACUUCCCAAAAAGGAUCUGCAUGGACAGACGCCCAUCGUCACCUUCACAUCCAAACAAGCGCUCAAUCAGUUUGAGGCGCAGUCAAAGAGCCGCCCAUCUAGACAAUCAAGUCCUCCGCGGAGUACCGGUUCUGCUCCAUCCGGAGUUCCGUCGCUAACAGUCGGAUUACUCGGACCUCCUCCAAUGAAUGGGCCUCCUCCUAGGAUGAUGAUGGGUCCGUCAGCUUCUUCAUCCGGACCCCCACCUUUAACGAGUCUCUCAUUACCUCCGCCACCUUCAGUUCGUGGUCCACCGACACCCGGCGGCAUUCCCGUUCCGCCACCGACGCAUCAUCUUCUUCCACAUCCGGUCAUGUCACCUACGGUCGUACCGCGAGGUCCGCCACCCGGCAUGGGGAUGCGUGGGCCUCCGCCCGGAAUGGAUAUGAAUCCUCAUCGUAUUCCGCCUCCUGGCAACGGCCGGCCAGAAUGGGCCAACAUAGUCCAGCAGCCAGCUCCUCACGUCAAUCCGGCAUUCUUCCCUCCGCCCGUUGCGGCACCUCCGCCUGGAUUCCCUCCACCGAUCGGCCCACCACCACCAUUCAUCACUGAUAAUCGGCCACCGCACACCAAUGAGCCGCCAAACGUCAGUGAAGCCGAGUUUGAGGAAGUGAUGGGCCGCAACCGAACAGUUUCUUCUUCCGCCAUUGCUCGAGCUGUUGCGGAUGCCUCAACUGGUGAUUACGCCAGUGCCAUCGAGACGCUUGUAACGGCCAUUUCGCUCAUCAAACAGUCAAAAGUGGCGCAUGAUGAGCGUUGCAAGAUCCUGGUUUCUUCCUUGCAGGAUACGUUGCACGGCAUUGAGGCCAAGAGCUACGGAUCACGAAGAGAACGAUCCCGGUCGAGAGAUCGCGAAAGGAGGAGAAGACGUUCGCGCAGUCGGGAGCGCGAGAGGCCCAGUGAACGGGACCGGGACAGAGACCGUGAAAGGGAUAGAGAAAGGGAACGCGAGCGUGAAAGGGACUACGUUGAACGUCCAAGGGAAAGAGAGCGUGACAGAGACCGCUCUCGAAGUCACGAGCGAGACUACCGAGAAGUGCGUAACCCGCGAAAUUACGAAGAACGUUACUCUUCGCACGAAGAGUCCAGGCGAGGAGAUUACGGCGGCGGAGGUGGUGGCAGUGGUCGCGGUGGAGGAUCUGAUCGAGACAAGGACCGUGAAAGAGAUGGUGGAGGCGGAAGUAUGCGGGGCGGACGAGGCGGCGAUCCAGGUAUGGAUCGGGAACGUGAGCUACGUUCUCGUGACGACAGGGAAUCGCGGAGCAUGAGACACUAGAAGACGAGCAUCAUAUACGGAUGAGAAAUGAAACAAACAAAACGAUUGACAACUUUAAUUAUCGUCAUUAAUCAGAAUAUCUUUCUCCCCUCGCGUAUUUACCGCGACUUGGUAGCAUUUAAACACACGUAUGAACCACGAUUUUUUUUAUUUCGUUUAAUAAUUUGCUUCGGUGUGUCACUCCCUCCCAAGUCCCUAAAACUUUCUCGAAACAAUAAACAUUUUCAAUUUCAUUCA
Daphnia pulicaria is the source of this 2664-nucleotide messenger RNA. It is a transcript of the gene Cpsf6, whose product is annotated as cleavage and polyadenylation specificity factor subunit 6-like. The record is from RefSeq and is a predicted model, not a curated record. Gene Ontology annotation, molecular function: mRNA binding. NCBI's taxonomy places the organism in Eukaryota, Metazoa, Arthropoda, Branchiopoda, Diplostraca, Daphniidae. Gene Ontology annotation, cellular component: mRNA cleavage and polyadenylation specificity factor complex. The coding region runs from base 787 to 2427 and encodes 546 amino acids. Gene Ontology annotation, biological process: mRNA alternative polyadenylation. The transcript has 5 exons.